ACGUGGGACAGUGCGUUUGUGUCAUGCCGAAUUUGUUGUCAAGUGUUUGUGUUUUUAAUGUCAGUAGUUCUAUUUUGACAUAUUUUUGACAUUACUUGUGUGGGAUAUUGGACAGUAACUGUGACGACUUAUCAUGAUGCCGGGGGAGAAUCUUUCUAAAAUCGCUUCAGGAGCAACUACUGGAGCCUGUCAAAACUGCACUGUGCUUCACCAGAACCUAAACGAAUAUGUGGCAGCUCUCCUGGUUUUGAAACAGACAACUAUUGACUCCGAGGAGACCAGUAAGCAGCGUAUACAACUUGAUGAUCUGCAGUUGAAAGUAGCUUCUCUGGGAAAGCAACAUGCAGAGUACGAAGCCAUGCGGGCAGAGCUGGAGGCUAAGCAGAGCGCUGAGAAGUUGUCCCAGCAGCUUUUGGAGGAAGUGGAGAGGCUGAAGGAGCAGAACAACAACACAGAGACUCUAAAGAAGAGACUUGAGGACCAGCUGAAGAUGGUAGCAGAGACAACAGAGAAGCAGUGUGUGGAUAAUGUCCAGCUGAGACAGGAGAAGACGGCACUGCAGAAAGACCUGCUGAAAACACAGGUGUCGUUGAAGACAUGCCAGAAGGUAGCAGAGGAAGUGCAGCGGUUGAAGGAGGACAACGCCAGGACAUCCGUUCUAAAAUACGACCUGGAAAAACAACUUGUACUGUUUCAAGAUUCUCAACUCAAGCAAGAGCGUGACAUUACCAGGCUGAAAACAGAGAAGAUUGUACUGGAGAACAAGCUUCUACAUCUUCAGGAACGACUAGAGAAACUGGAGACGGAGAAGAAUAAAGUAUUAAAGAGCACAUCAACUCAAGCAACGGCACCUGAAGAAACACAGGUGGACAAAGAGAAGAUCCAGAGGCUGCUGGAGGAUCUAUGGGUGUGUGUAGCUCCUCCCUCAUCACACCUCCCUGCCAGGAGGAAACAGCAGUUAAAGGAGCACCUACAAGACUGCAGGACAGUUGAACCCCACAGACCUGACAGUGACCCGCCAGGCCACGGACCCAGCAGGAACAGUGACCCGCCAGGCCACGGACCCAGCAGGAACAGUGACCCGCCAGGCCACGGACCCAGCAAGAACAGUGACCCGCCAGGCCACGGACCCAGCAAGAACAGUGACCCGCCAGGCCACGGACCCAGCAGGAACAGUGACCCGCCAGGCCACGGACCCAGCAGGAACAGUGACCCGCCAGGCCACGGACCCAGCAGGAACAGUGACCCGCCAGGCCACGGACCCAGCAAGAACAGUGACCCGGCAGGACACGGACCCGGCAGGAACAGUGACCCGCCAGGCCACGGACCCAGCAGGAACAGUGACCCGGCAGGACACGGACCCGGCAGGAACAGUGACCCGCCAGGCCAUGGACCCGGCAGGAACAGUGACCCGGCAGGACACGGACCCGGCAGGAACAGUGACCCGCCAGGCCAUGGACCUGGCAGGAACAGUGACCCGGCAGGCCAUGGCCCCUCAAGGAACAGUGACCCGUCAGGUCAUGGACCCAGCAGGAACAGUGACCCGCUAGGCCCUGGUCCCGGUAGGAACAGUGACCCGCCAGGCCCUGGUCCCGGUAGGAACAAUGACCUGGCAGGUCAUGGACCCGGCAGGAACAUUGACCCGCCAGGCCAUGAACAUAGUAGAUCAGUUGAGGAGAUCCUGGACUGGUUCAGGCCGCUGCCCCCUGUCCUCUCCCCCUUACCCUGCUCCUCAGCUCAGGAGAGUUUGGAUGAUGUCUUGGAGUCCAGAGCUCGAGGGACCAGAUCUCCUCUAGAGAACAGAAACCACUCUGUCUACACUACAGGACCAGCCAAUCAGACAGCAGGACAGCAGCCUGGACCAGCCAAUCAGACAGCAGGACAUAAAACUGGACCAGCCAAUCAGAUGGCCCUUGUUUUGGCAGGACAACAGCCUGCAGACUCCUCAGUGGAACUACCAUCAGACAGAAUUAAUUUUACUCCGAGAGAAAGCCCUGUUUCAGACAGCACUAAUUCUAUUCUGAGACAAAGCCCUGAUCUGGCCACCGGGACCUCAGGAGAGACAGAGAUGAACAGUGUGGCUGUCUGUGAACAUGAAGACAUGCAGGUAGAACCAGCUGCUGAAACCAUCCAGUCCCCAUCAGGAGAGACUCAAACCUCAUCUAAUGAUCUACCGUCCUUUACCAAAGCCACAGAGUGUCUCCCAAACUCAGUAGAGCAUCCAGGCAACCUCUCUGUCCAUACUGGGGGCGUUCAGAACUCACUCACCCAAACACAAGGAGAAGAAGUGCAGGACUUCUCACCAGACAUGACAGAGAUGGAUGUUGAGACUAACCCGUGUUAUAAUGGCUGUGUCUUGGCGGGUCAGAGCAUCAACCAUGGGGACUCAGAGAAAGUAGAAAGCAUUAAAGAUCAGUCAGGAGAGGCCAGCGUGGCUCAAACUCCCUCCACUAAACAGCUGAAACCCAGUCUUCUGGUUGAGUUUUCUGCGGAGACAGUGACUGGUCCAGAACAACUGCCUGAAUGGGCUCCUAACACUCAAUGUAACACAACUGAUCAGAAAGCAGCUCCUCAAGCAUGUCCCCAUAAACAAGACCGGUUGUUUACAGGCCAGGAAUCAGAUAAAGACAAUGAAGAGGGUUUCUCUUGGAAACAGGUUGAUGUACUGUUCCCCCCCAGUCACCCUGCAGAAGGACUGGCCUCCCCCAGUCACCCUACAGAAGGACUGGCCUCCCCCAGUCACCCUACAGAAGGACUGGCCUCCCCCAGUCACCCUACAGAAGGACUGGCCUCCCCCAGUCACCCUACAGAAAGACUGGCCUCCCCCAGUCACCCUACAGAAAGACUGGCCUCCCCCAGUCACCCUACAGAAGGACUGGCCUCCCCCAGUCACCCUACAGAAGGACUGGCCUCCCCCAGUCACCCUGCAGAAGGACUGGCCUCCCAUAGUCACCCUACAGAAAGACUGGCCUCCCCCAGUCACCCUACUGAAGGACUGGCCUCCCAUAGUCACCCUACAGAAAGACUGGCCUACCCCAGUCACCCUACAGAAGGACUGACCUCCCCCAGUCACCCUACAGAAGGACUGGCCUCCCCCAGUCACCCUACUGAAGGACUGGCCUCCCCCAGUCACCCUGCAGAAGGACUGGCCUCCCCCAGUCACCCUACAGAAGGACUGGCCUCCCCCAGUCACCCUACAGAAGGACUGGCCUCCCCCAGUCACCCUGCAGAAGGACUGGCCUCCCCCAGUCACCCUACAGAAGGACUGGCCUCCCCCAGUCACCCUGCAGAAGGACUGGCCUCCCCCAGUCACCCUGCAGAAGGACUGGCCUCCCCCAGUCACCCUGCAGAAGGACUGGCCUCCCCCAGUCACCCUACAGAAGGACUGGCCUCCCCAAGUCACCCUACAGAAGGACUGGCCUCCCCCAGUCACCCUACAGAAGGACUGGCCUCCCCCAGUCACCCUGCAGAAGGACUGGCCUCCCCCAGUCACCCUACAGAAGGACUGAAGGAUGUAGGUAUAGUAUCAACAGUCAUCACGGUGCAUUCCUCUGGGGCAGAGGAAUCAUCAUCUGAACAGAAGUCUCUGGCACCUCUGACAAAAACAAGUGUCCACAUCUCUCCUGACAGUUUAAUGAGCUCUGUAAAGAACGUAGAGAACUGUACUACGACAUCUGAACUCCAUGAAGACAUCCAGGCAACACAACCCAAUGCUCAGAGUAGCAGAAACCAUACAGUUUGCAAGAGGUUACAUAGUCCCAUAUGUCUUUCCCCUGUGGUGAACGUGAAGCUCCUGAGAUCUGGAACACAACCGAAGAGGAUGAAUGGAAGGAAAGAUGCUGAAGACUCAGGGUCUGACGUUAGGAAUCCGCCGUCUCCUACGGAGUUACAGAGUGACGAGCCUUUGAACAACGGUAUGCUGAAAGAUUGUGAUCGCCCAGUCCAUGUUCUACAACACCAGGAUAUGAAAGCUGACCGUAAGCGUCCUACAACCACCGACUGCAUCUCUGAGUCAAGGUCUGAGUCCCAGCUGACAGAUGAAGGGUCUGAGAAACUAGGUGGGAAAGACCAGACUGAGAUGAUCAGUACUAGAAGUGGGCGUGUCAGGAAGAGUCUUGUUAGAUCAAACGCAGUCCAAACCAGCUCAGUGAAAGACGGCGCGGCUCCCGGGGACGGAGCGGCUGCCGGGGACGGAGCGGCUGCCGGGGACGGAGCGGCUCCCGGGGACGGAGCGGCUCCCGGGGACGGAGCGGCUGCCGGGGACGGAGCGGCUCGCGGGGACGGAGCGGCUCGCGGGGACGGAGCGGCUCCCGGGGACGGAGCGGCUCCCGGGGACGGCGCGGCUCCCGGGGACGGCGCGGCUCCCGGGGACGGAGCGGCUCCCGGGGACGGCCAGGAAACGACCACCCUUUCAUGUAAAGUCAUUAUUGAAAGACUCAGCCCUGACAUGAGUGAAGGGAUCAGGCCAGCAGACUUGCCUGUGGGCCACUCCCCAGAACCUACAUGGAAAGUUCCCAUUGGGAAGGUUCGCUUUGAAAUGGGUCCUCCGCUACCUCCUCUUCUGAUGCCUCUCACUGUAACUCCUCCGAGACCGGUAAAACCUGGCAAUCCAAGACAGGUGAUUGGUAAACUGUCCUUUCCCUCACCAAUGGAAGGGCCUGUUUCCCCUGUGGGGUCCCAAACAGCACCUGAUGGUCAGAUGUUGAGCUCCCCGUCUCGAACCACCCCUUCCUCACCACUACAGUUUGGUUCAGCCACUCCUAAACACGCUGUUCCUGUUCCAGGGAGACUUCCUGCCUUCAGCCCCUCCUCUUCCUCCACUAGUCCCGCCCAGGAGAACUCCAUGAGGAUUCUAGACAGCAUGUAUCCAGAAAUGUCUGCCCGUGCCUGGACUCUCGGUAUCCUCCGAGGAAACCUCUCUAUGUCUUCUGCUGAGACAGGGACCACACCUUCCAGCUCUGUCAGUCAGAUAUCUGGCUUCAAAACCAUCAACUCCUCGUCCACGGCUUUCACCAAAACAGAGCAAAGAGGGAAGCGAAGUGGAGUCAACAUGCUUCUACCAAAGAGUGCCAAAAGACUGAGGCUGGAUAACUGCUCCCCCGGCCCUGCUGGGGCGACGGCCGGCCCUGCUGCGAAGGGGAUAUCCUCCACGACAUCAGCCAGUCCUGACCCACUACUCAGGACACCUCAACAUGGGAGUUCUUCACAGCCUACAGAGAAGGAGAAAGUGUUUGGGAAACCAGCAGGCGAAUCCUCCAUAUCCCAGGCCUUAGAGAAGAUAGCAGCCCAGUGUUUUGACCUCUUGCCUGUCAUCAAGAGUCACCUGUUUGUUGGGAAUCUGUCUAGGAAGCCUGUGUUACGGAAUGAGGAGAAGGAGGUCCUCUCUGAGUUCUCAGACAAUCAGCCUCUGGCAGAUGAUCUGAUGUCGGUGAUGCUGACUAAGCUGAAGACUGAGAGGACUGAGCUGCCUGGGUCUCACCUCCAGGCUCUGGUUAGAGUCUACACUGCUCUGUGCCGACGGAGGAGGGACUGGGACAGAGCACAUAUCCUGGCCUACAGCAUCCUUAGAGAAGAUUUCCCUGAGUCAACCAAGCUGGUUCUGUUCAUGGUGACCACAUGGCCCAAUGUGUUCUCCUGCAGGACUGUAGUGUGCCAGGCCAUCCACACGGUCACCAAGGUCAAAGCUCAAGGAGAGGUGCUCCACUGCCUAACUGCUUACCUGGGAUGGGAGACGAGUCCUCCUAGUGACGUGGAUCAGUUGGUGUCCCGCACGUUGACGUCCGUCAGAGCUGCAGCUGAGAUGACCUUCCAGAAACACCCGCGACAGGGACAGGACCUGAACCCCGUUGCCUGGCAACACGUCUUCGCCCUGGAGCUGCUCUGUUCUCAUACACACUGGAAGUGGACCCAUGACAACCUACUGAGUACAGAGCUGUGGCCGAUGAUGAACUCCUGGGUGACCCAGCCCAGGUCAAGACAAACACCCAUCCAGGAUGUCACUGUGGCAGCGGUCCUCAGACUCAUAGGGCGCCUCGGGCAGCUCGGAAUAAAGGAGAGAUGCGGCUCGUCUGUGAAGAACAUCGCCGGGGUCAUCAACACAUUCGCCAGACACGGACAGGCAGAAGGUGUUCCCUGGGAGGUCCAGCUGGCAGCUGUCUACACUGUCUACGACCUGUCGCCUAGCAACCCCAAGGAGGCUCUGGCUGCGCUGGCGUCAUGGCGAGGAGAGACCACCCAGCCCGUCCCCCCCGCUGUCACCAGCUGCAUCACACAGAUCGCCUCGCUCUGCCGACACAUCAAACCCUAGUCCCUAAAACCGAGCUCCUAAUCUCUAGCUCCUAACCCCUAGUCACUUAAACAUAGCUCCUAUUCCCUAGUCUUUAACUCCUAGCUCCUAACCCCUAGUCCCUUAAACGUAGCUCCUAUUCCCUAGUCUUUAACCCCUCCACACCCCUAGCUCCUAACCCCUAGCCCCUAACCACUAGCUCCUAAUCCCUAGUCCUUAAGCCUUCCACGCUCCUAACCCUUAGCUCCUAACCCCUAGGUCCUAAUCCCUAGUCCUUAACACCUCCCCACCCCUAACCCCUAGCUCCUUAACCCCUAGUCUUUAGCAGCUCCACACCCCUAGCUCCUAAUCCCUAGUUCUUAACACCUCCACACCCCUAACCCAUAGCUCCUAAUCCCUCCUAAUCCCUAGCGCCUAACCCAUAGCUCCUAAUCCCUAGCUCCUAACCCCUCCUAAUCCCUAGCUCCUAACCCCUCCUAUCCCCUAGUCCUUAACCCCUCCACACCCCUAACCACUAGUCCUUAACCCUUCCACACCCCUAAUCUCUAGCUCAUAACCCCUAUUCCUUAACCCCUCCACACCCCUAACCACUAGUUCCUAAUCCCUAAUCCUUAACCUUUCCAUACCCCUAAUCUCUAGCUCAUAACCCCUAGUCCUUAACCCUUCCACACCCCUAAUCUCUAGCUCAUAACCCCUAGUCCUUAACCCUUCCACACCCCUAAUCCCUAGCUCCUAACCCCUAGUCCUUAACCCUUCCACACCCCUAAUCCCUAGCUCCUAACCCCUCCUAACCCCUAGCUCCUAAUCCCGAGCUCCUAACCCCUCCUAAACCCUAGCUCCUAACCCCUAGGUCCAUUGCCACUUGUACAGAUCUGAUAGGCAACAUUCUUGGACCUAGGAAAUCCUAUCAGAGGACAAGGUGAAGCAGCAUCCAUUUGACUGUUACCUAUCCAUACCUUUUCAGAUCUGACACCUGAACCCUGCUGUGGACUGAACUUCUGGGACUCGUUUUAAUGUCCAUAUUAUUUAUCUGUUGGUUAACACAUCACGUUCCCCUUGAUGUUCUGUUAAGGUUCUUUAUAUGUUAAGCAUGACUUUGUAAAUAUGAUGUUGUAUACAAUAUCUUCUUACUUUUGUAAAUGUUUUGUAAAUGUUCACUGUUACAGAGCCUAUUAUUUCUAUUUAAUUUGACAAAUUAAAAUCUAAGAGGUAAACAUUGUUUAAUAAUAUGAUUCAAUGAUUGUCUCAUGGAAGACUGCUCCACUUCUCCAUAUUGACCAUCAUCCAUCCAGCAUCCAUUAUCCAUCAUUCAGCCAUCCAUCCAUCCAUUGUUCGUCCAUCAUCCAUCCAGCAUGCAUCCACCAUGCAUCCAUCCAUUGUCCGUCAUUCAUCCAUCCUAUUGUCCGUCAUUCAUCCAUCCAGCAUGCAUCCAUCCAUUGUCCGUCAUUCAUCCAUCCAGCAUGCAUCCAUCAUUCAUCCAUCCAUCCAUUGUCCGUCCAUCAUUAAUUAUCCAUCAUCCAUCCAGCAUGCAUCCAUCCAUUGUCUGUCAUUCAUCCAUCCAUUGUCCGUCAUUCAUCCAUCCAGCAUGCAUCCAUCCAUUGUCCAUCAUUCAUCCAUCCAGCAUGCAUCCAUCAUUCAUCCAUCCAGCAUGCAUCCAUUAUCCAUCAUUUAUCCAUCAAUCAACUAUCCAUGCCACUGCUCUGUCUUGACCUUUAAAGGGUCAUUAUUACUGACCAGUCAAACUAAACUGGGAUAGUGGUGAAAAGCCUGUUCUUUCUCCUUCCCAUUGUGGUGAUAGAAAGCCUGCCCAUGAUGGUACAUGGAAACGCCAAGUGAAACUGGAACUAUUCUAGAACAUUCAAUUUAUAUAAAAAAUAAAGGUUCCGUAGAAAAAAGCAAACGUGUUCUUUUC
Molecule: messenger RNA, 8198 nt
Organism: Oncorhynchus masou masou (cherry salmon)
Lineage: Eukaryota; Metazoa; Chordata; Actinopteri; Salmoniformes; Salmonidae
Product: mucin-12-like
Exons: 19
Coding region: 134-6307 (2057 amino acids)
Source: RefSeq, a predicted model, not a curated record